Molecule: messenger RNA, 2999 nt
Organism: Engraulis encrasicolus (European anchovy)
Lineage: Eukaryota; Metazoa; Chordata; Actinopteri; Clupeiformes; Engraulidae
Product: KN motif and ankyrin repeat domain-containing protein 2-like
Exons: 10
Coding region: 274-2958 (894 amino acids)
Biological process (GO): negative regulation of actin filament polymerization
Cellular component (GO): cytoskeleton; cytoplasm
Molecular function (GO): protein binding
Source: RefSeq, a predicted model, not a curated record
UGUUCUGGAGGAAUUUCUAACUUGUGCUUUCUUGAGCAGUGGCUGCCUCCUACUCCGACUUGGUGUGUCAAACUGCUGUCCCUGUGUCAGAGUGAGACCGAGCGAGACAGAGACAGAGACAGAGAGGAGACAGGGCUGGGACUUGGACCAGGGAGACCAGAGAGGCCGGAGACAGGCGUAUGCAAACAGGAAAGGAGGGGAAGUCAUGCCAAACCUGAGGUAUUUAAGGUUAUAAGUACCCUCCAAGGAGCAACUUAACAGACGCCUGGAAAGAUGGAAAAACAACCAGUGAAUGGCGUAUCUCCAACUAUGAAUGGAAAUUCAAAAAGACUGCCGUCCUACUCCGUGGAGACACCCUACGGCUUUCACCUAGACUUGGACUUCCUGAAGUAUGUGGACGACAUCGAGAAGGGGAACACCAUCAGGCGGGUCCCGGUGCAGAGGAGAAACAGGCCCGCCAGCGCCAGUGCCUUGGUCCACAACCGCAGCCUCCCCGGCUACGGGCGCUUACACGGCGCCUCUCAGUGGAGCUCCAUUGGCUCCCUGUGGCCCAAGUCGCGCACCGUAGACAGCGGCUGCGGCCGGCAUCCCAGCACCCCACACAGCAGGGCCCUGACCACUGCUCAGCUGGAGGAGGAGAGGGCUUUCGACGAGCAGCCUCUCGGACUUUACGUGAGACCCAACCUGCUGCGGACCUCCAGCCUUCCCGCGACCGUCCUACAGCGUAAACGCUCAGAGUCCAACGACGAUCCGACCAGCCCCGGCGGGUCCAGGGACCACCUGCUGCUGCCCGGGAACGGCUCUUCGGAUGACGUAUUCAGUGACUCGGGCAGACAUGGCAUGCACGGCGGGCCUGUGAAUUCCGGGAUGCUGCUGCGUCUCACGGGCGCUCUGCAGCGGGUGGGCGAGCUGGAGGAGGAGAUCCGGGUGAUCCCGGAGCUGAAGGCCCAGAUCUGCAACCUGCAGGAGGAGCGGGAGAGGCUGCUCAUGAGGCUCCACUCUGACCCGCCCACAUCAUCAACAACACCACCACCGGGCCUGGCGACCAAUGGACAACAACAACAACAACCACAGCAGCGGUCUUCCACGGGUAUUUCGGCAGAGUGGGGUAACGGGCACAGCUCGGGGCGUGGCUCGAGCACUCUGGAGGAGGAGCAGGAGGAGGACUGGAUGAGUCGUGAGCUGAAACGGCUCGAGGAGAAGGUCAACGCCUCGUCCGUGCAGGUGGAGACCGAGGCCUUGCUGUCGUCGGUGCGAGACGGAGGCGGAGGCGGAGGCAGAGGCAUGCGAGGCAGCGGGCUCAGUCCGAGGCCAGAGCAGCAGCAGCAGCAGCAGCCUGUGGAGGCGCUGCAGAGGAAGGUGGCCAGCCUGGAGCAGAGGCUCCGGCAGUCACAGACGGAGCUGCAGACGACCAAGACCAUGCUGCAGAACCAGGCGACAGAGAGUCGACUGAAGGACGAGAGGAUAGAGGAGCUCAGCUGCAGCACACCAGACAUCUGGGUGAAGACGGAGAUUUCAGAGCAGCAGCAGCAGCAGCAGCAGCCAAAGCAGCAGGAAGGUUGGACAACAAACGGGCAUGUUUCUGAAAGCACUUCAAAGGAGUUGAGAGUCGCUGCGGAGGGGGAUAGCAGACAGGAGGCAGAUGCACCUGCGGAUGUGAGCCACCACGUGGGCAGAGUGCGUACCCUCCUUCAGGAGCAGUGGGAGUGUCUUCUGAGCGGGCGUCAGGCAGUGGACGGGGUGCCAGCGGGACAGCACCUCCCCCCUAGAGCCUCCUGCAUCCAGGAGGAGCUGAUGAGGCUGGUGGACAGCCUUGCAUCAUACGUGGGCCCAGGGCAGAGGAGUGGCACGGACAGCAAGCUAUUAGCUUCCAUCUCUACACUGAGAGAAGGAGAUGUUGUGAAGAACGAGGCCAUCAGCAGUGCGGGAUUCAACCACAGCACAUCCAGUGGGCCACCUGACUGGGAAGAGGCGGGCAUAGUGGUGGGAGCAUCACACUCACUCGAGGAGACAAUGGCGAGCAAAGCUCCAGAGAAGAUAAAACAUUUGAGAGCGGAGGAGAGCCCAGAGGAGGAGACAAAGGGAGACCAGGAUCCUCAGAUUCAACCCAAAUCACAGACAGAGUCUGCCCACUCGGCAGCGCAGCCAGGGAAGACAGAGAGACAGCCUAAUUCAGAUGGACAGCAGGGAAGAUUGGAACAGCGGGAGGAACCAGGGAUGGGAGUUAGAGGGGUUGAUGACGCGUUCAUUGCUGCAUGCCUUUACCUGAAGGACCACAUGGAUGAAAUUACAAAUCUCAAUGACGAGAUGCGGCAGGCGCUGACCGUGGUGUUCCAGCAGUGGUUCCAAGUGGCGGCCGAGGAGGACUCGUCCACCCAGGUGGUGGCGCUCCACCUGGGCCGCGUGAAGGCGGAGGCCCCCUCACUGCUGCAGUUCCUCGUCAACCUGGCGGACGACAACGGCAACACGGCCCUGCACUACAGCGUGUCUCACUCCAACUUCAGCAUCGUCCGGAUGUUGCUUGACACAGGUGUGUGCGAUGUGGACAUGCGUAACAAGGCCGGCUUCACAGCCAUCAUGCUGGCCGCCCUCACGGCCACCAGCUCUCCGCAGGACCUGGAAGUGGUGCGUCAGCUCCUGCAAACAGGAGACGUCAAUGUCCAAGCCGGCCAGGCUGGCCAGACGGCGCUCCACCUGGCUGCGAGGCACGGGCGCCGCCUCAUCGUGCCCCUCUUGCUGGCCGUGGGGGCUGAUGCCAAUGCCCAGGACCACGCCGGCAGCACCGCGCUCAUGCUGGCCUGCGAACGGGACCAUUGCGACAUCGCCGCCAUCCUCCUGCAGCAGGCUGAUUGCAAUACGGCUCUAACUGAUAGGGAGGGGCGCAGUGCACUGUCGAUAGCUCUGGCAGCUUCCUAUGCCAACCUGGCCAACCUUCUUCAAGAACGUAUGGCCUCCUGAGAUUCUAUGAUCAACUACGAUCAGCUCACCCGGCACCCACA